Molecule: messenger RNA, 1290 nt
Organism: Penicillium digitatum Pd1
Lineage: Eukaryota; Fungi; Ascomycota; Eurotiomycetes; Eurotiales; Aspergillaceae
Source: RefSeq, a predicted model, not a curated record
AUGAAUUCGACAAAACCAGUACCCCCUAAGAGAAAGAAGGUAGACAGCGAUGAUGAGGACGAGAGGGUCAAAGAUGGCAAUCUUACAUCGGCCGCUGGGAAUUUCUUCGAGGCGCUGUCUGAGGCCGGUGUCACUCACUGCUUCGUCAACCUGGGAAGUGACCAUCCCGCAAUGCUGGAAGCAAUGAUCCAGGCUCAGCAAGCAGUAGAGGUGGAAUUAAUUGCCAAGUCGCUCAUGAGCGCAAAGCGACCGCUUGUUGUCACAAGUUAUCUUGGUCGAAACCUCCAAGCACCAGCCCUCUUAGCUGAGCUUUGUGACAAGCUUCCAAUCACCGUCGUUGAGAUGGUCGGCUCUGACGUUUCUCUGCGAAGUGACCACGAAGCGUAUCGCGGAGUUACCGUUACUACUCAUCCGGAGAUUCUUGAAGCUGAUGUUAUUCUUAUUCUUGAUUGUGAUGUGCCCUGGAUUCCAACUGCUGGAAAGCCUCGGAAAGGAACGAAGGUAUUCCAUCUUGAUGUCGAUCCGCUGAAGCAGCAGAUGCCACUCUUUUUAAUCAAUGCCACUCGCAAGUUCAAGGUUGGCUGUGGAAUUGCGCUUGGACAAAUCAACGCUUUCCUGGAUAAACAGGAUAUCGAUCGGGCUAAGUAUACCCUGCAGUUUGAGGAGCGGUCGAAAGACUACAAAAUCUGGAGGGAAACUCUAAAAAUGGCUGAAUCACCAUCUAAAGACGGUGUAGUCAGUGUGCCCUAUCUGGCAUCAAGACUGCGAGAUUCUCUUCCAGAAGGCACCACCUAUGUUUUGGAGGCUGUAACCAAUGCAGGACAUCUCAUCCACCAUCUAAACUUGACCAAGCCAGGAAGUCUAAUUGCCAGCGGCGCAGGUGGUCUGGGAUGGGGAGGUGGUGCAGCACUGGGCGUCAAGCUCGGCAAGCCAGGUUCAUUCAUUUGUGCAAUGCACAUGGAAAGCGUCUACUGGAUCGCCAGGCGCUAUGAUAUUCCCUUCCUCCUCAUUGUGCUUAACAAUGGCGGAUGGAACGCACCAAAAGUGUCUGCACUUUUGGUUCACAAGGACGGGUUAUCAUCGAAGUCAAACAGACGAGAUCUUAACAUCUCGUUUGACCCUUCUCCGGACUACCCCGGAAUUGCUGCCGCCGCCGGUAAGGCGUGGGGUAAGACAGUCAGUACGCAAAGCGAGCUUGAUCCUGCUAUUAACAAGGCGGCCGAUGUUGUUCAGGGUGGAAAAUGUGCUGUCAUAGAGGUUUCUGUUCCAUCUAUGUGGAAGGAGAACUAA